Papilio xuthus (Asian swallowtail) is the source of this 1255-nucleotide messenger RNA. Its product is annotated as RNA-binding protein musashi. Gene Ontology annotation, cellular component: cytoplasm. The transcript has 3 exons. Bases 170 to 1255 code for a protein of 361 amino acids. Gene Ontology annotation, biological process: regulation of translation. Lineage: Eukaryota; Metazoa; Arthropoda; Insecta; Lepidoptera; Papilionidae. Gene Ontology annotation, molecular function: mRNA binding. The record is from RefSeq and is a predicted model, not a curated record.
UUUCCUUCGUGGUUUUUACUUUUUUUUUCAAUCACAAAGCGUCACUUCGUGAAAGUGUAUCUAAUUUACGAUUCUCUGUCCGAAAUUGUAGAUCGAUUUCGGUUACGGUCGAUAGCGAUAGUCGCGCAGUUGUUGAUUUAGGCGCGUAGUUAUUUUUGAUCGGUGUAAGAUGAUGGGCCUGUAUUCCAGCGGUGCGUUGGGCGGCGUGGAGGUACUGGAAGGUGGACUGGUGGGAGGUGAGCUGACUGCUCACGUGCUAAGCGCGCAGGCCGCCGCACACGCCGCGGCGACUGCGGCUGCGGCGGCGCAUCAACAACAACAAAUUGCCGUACAACAAAUCAAUUCCCUCUCAACAGAAACAUCACCGUCUUCGGGACGGUCUACCCCAGUCAACACGGCGGGUAACAGUGGCGCUGCUUCAACAGGCACCACAUCGCCAUCACCCAGCAAACUGUUUGUGGGCGGUCUUAGCUGGCAGACAAGCUCGGAGAAGCUGCGGGAGUAUUUCGCGAUGUUUGGACCUGUAUCUGAUGUGCUGAUUAUGAAGGACCCUGUUACACAGCGGUCGCGCGGCUUCGGCUUUAUUACGUUCCAGGAGGCGGCCUCCGUGGACAAGGUGCUCGCCGUGCCCGUGCACACGCUCGACGGCAAGCGCAUCGACCCCAAGCACGCCACGCCCAAGUCCGCGCCGCGCCCCGCCAAGACCAAGAAGAUAUUCGUCGGCGGAGUGGGACAGGACACCUCCGCGGACGAGGUCCGCGCCUACUUCUCACAGUUCGGUCUUGUAGAGGACGCUGUGAUGCUGAUGGACCAACAGACCAAGAGGCACCGCGGCUUCGGCUUCGUCACCUUCCACUCGGAGGAGGCGGUGGAGCGAGUCUGCGACAUACACUUCCAUACCAUCAAGAACAAGAAGGUGGAGUGCAAGCGCGCCCAGCCCAAGGAGGCGGUCGCCGCCGCACCGCUCGCCAUCGGCAAGCGGCUCGUGCUGCGCCCCGGCCGCGGCCUUGUGUACGGCGGCGUAGGCGCCGUGCCCGCUGUGGGCGCGGUGGGCGCCGUGGGUGUAGGCACGCACGCGUACCGCUACGCGCCGUACGCGCUGCCCACGCCGGGCACCUUAGUGGCGCCGCCCGCGCCCGCGCCCACGCCCACGCUGCCGCAGUUCGGUGCGGCGUACUCGCUGGCGGGCGUGGACAUGUCGUCGUUCCAGGGCGUGGACUGGAGCGCGAUGUACGGCCUGCCCAUGUACAUCUAA